Patella vulgata (common limpet) is the source of this 2575-nucleotide messenger RNA. RefSeq names its product FMRFamide receptor-like. Gene Ontology annotation, biological process: G protein-coupled receptor signaling pathway. The transcript has 3 exons. Gene Ontology annotation, cellular component: plasma membrane. NCBI's taxonomy places the organism in Eukaryota, Metazoa, Mollusca, Gastropoda, Patellidae. The coding region runs from base 156 to 1322 and encodes 388 amino acids. The record is from RefSeq and is a predicted model, not a curated record. Gene Ontology annotation, molecular function: G protein-coupled receptor activity.
GUUUGGGGAACUCUUACAAAGGAAAGUUCUAUACGUGCUUAGUAUGUAAGCUGGACACCUUUAAGGUUAUGUAUUAGCUGAUACGAAGGUUAUACCUAGAUGCACUGAUUUCCCUUUUAAAUCGAGAAGAUUUGCAAUAAAGACAUAGCAAGAAAAUGACUUCCACGACGUUAAACAUCAACCAGACGCUCUCAGAAUGGACUACCAACAUCUAUAAUAACGGUACAUUGAGUACACCGCUAAGUACAACCACGCCCAGUCCUUACGGAAAAUAUGGACCAGUGGAACAAUUUAAAAUCUUCUGGGCAGCUUACUAUAUUAAUCUGUAUUAUCUGUGGGUGAUAUUCGCUAUUGGAUUUCCCGGUAACUUAGCCAGUUUUAUAACCAUAUUGCGUAUGCCUCCAUUAACCUCGUCAACUGCGUACGUGGCGGUUUUAGCGGCUGUCGAUACUCUUGCCAUCAUAGAUAAAUUACUGUUUCACCAACUGACGCUGUAUGAUAUUCAGAUGGGAGACACAGGCUGUCGAAUUCUAUAUUAUUUCGGAAGUUUUUUUGCCAUGUAUGCUAAUUGGAUUCUAGUAGCUAUGACGAUUGAACGGUUCAUGGCUAUUUGGCUGCCGCUUAAGGUCGGAAACUAUUGUGACGGCAAAAAGGCGGCAAUGAUCAUGGCUAUCAUGGCUCUUGUACUACUGAUCGCGGAUUUGCAGUUUUUCUGGAGUGCCACUCAGAAUGUGGGUAAAGAUGGUAGCGUUGACUGUAGUUUUAAACAGGAAUAUCUGCAGUUUAUCAAUCUGUACUGGUACUGGAUAGACGGGGCUUUAUACGCCAUUCUACCAUGUAUCUUACUCUUUGUUUUCAACCUCCUCAUCAUAUUCGGAAUUCGCCGUUCAGGAAAGAUACAAAAGGAACUCACUAACAGCAAAUCGGAUCAAAUGGCCGAGAAGUUCCGCCAACUGAGACAAAUCACCAUCAUGCUUGUUGUCGUUUCUAUUGUGUUCGUGUUGUUGACCAUUCCCAAUUGUCUCUUCUUUAUCGUGAAGCCAUAUUGGACAUACCAGGAAAACUCAUACGAACACGCACAGUAUCUUUUGACCAACCAGCUAAUCUUUGUGUUAUCCGAUAGUAACCAUGCCGUGAAUUUCUAUUUGUAUUUCUUGAGUGGAAAGCGAUUCCGACGUCGUUUCUUCGACACUGUGUUGUGCCGGAGAACAGUACGUCGUCCCUUCACUAGUGUCAUGCGCACAAUCAAUUCCAACAUCUCGAAUACAUCCAUUUACACAACCCCGUCAUCAAAACAAAAUGGCGAGACAAAGUUCACCUGACUCUUGUCUCGUUGUUUUGUAGGUGACACAGCCUUGAAGAAAUAUCAUGUUUCUUAACUUGUUCUUUCAUUGAUAUUACCUUCAUUAGCAUUAAUAGUUAUUUUCUUUUUGCUAAUAUUAUUUUUAAGCUUACUGCUUCAGAACAUUCCGUGCGAUCACUGAGACCUAGAAAUUCCAUAAUACAGAUACGUCCAGACAUGAUGAAAAAUAUAACACUCACUGUGGAUAACGUAAUUUGAAUAGCUGACAUGUGUAAUGACCAUGGGUUUGUGAGAUUCUGCAAGAUAACUGAAAUUAAAUCUUGAGUUAUACCAGACAUCAUUGAAAGAGCAGCAAGGGGAUUUAGCGUCUCGUCAAUUGAUUACUUAGGUCAUUUUCAGACAAUAGUCCAAAUGAACAACAUUCACAUCCACUUUUACUUUAUUAGAUCACAUUCUUACUUUUAUCUUAAAUCAUGCCGAUGCUUUUGGGGGGAAGAAAUCUGUUCCGGUUUCAUUGAAGCGAUAUCAACAAUCUAUUAGAUUUGAUAAUACCAUUCGUUUUAGUACAUUACAACUAUCAUGAAAAAGAAAUAUUUGCUAAAUUGAUAUUCUUUAGGAAUCGUUCCAUGUUUGAAUACUGAGCUUUUAAAACACAUUAAAACUUCAUAUUGACAUCAAUAAAUUUUCAAUUGGGUGAUUUCAUAAAUGCGUCAAUUGGGUAGCGUUGUUAUCUUUGGUAAGAAAUAGUUAAUACGCAGUGAUAGCCCUCAAUACUGUAUUACCCGCUGGAAAACAAACUUAAAAAUGUAGGCGGGAAGAUGUCAUUAGGAAGUAAUGGACAGGGUUAUCGAGACAAACCAUGAUUUUCUAGUCGAAAAGUCGGACUCCACGUGAAAACUCUAAAAACGAAUCACGGAGUUUCAGAUAGUGUGAUAGGACUAGAAUUUGGACCUGUGAACUAUACUGUAUAACACCGCGAAACCAAAUUACGGUGAAUAAAAUUAUGAUCUUUUUACUCCAUCCAUCAAUAAAUUUAAUGUGGAAUACGUUUUUUUACUAUUUGUGAUAGAUACAUCACAUGACACAACAAAUGGAUGCACAGCAGAUCUAUUUAUUCAUAAUUACACUGUUGGAACAAUGUUUAAAAGAGGCAAUAAUUAAUCCUUACAUAAAACUACAUAGUGGCACCGCUGUUCUUAUAAAUAUAAAUUUUGUUGAAUCAUAAUAAUAAUAUUCAAUUUAAUUAAUUCUCUUAUACGUGUAUAAAUCAUG